UGCCCCAGCUUCCUGGUCUGUGGUCAGCUGAUCAGAGAGCGCAGGGAGGAUUGGAAAAGCAUCUCUGUAGCAACCAUCCUCAGUUGGAUUUUUUUUUUUUGUAACAUUUCUUUUAGAACGCGAAAUAGAACAUUGUGAGCCUGUAUUUAUUAACGAAGAUAAACUAAGUUUGUUUGGUCGUCUGUAUGCAAGAUUGCGAAUCUAGCAGAAUCUACACAAACUCCAUAUUUGAGUGAACACUACAGAGCCCUCUAACUCAACUCUGGACCUCGAAGCCAGCCAGUUCCGCUGCCUUUUUUUCAUUCUUCCCCUCUAAUCAGGGACUGAUUUAGACCUGGGACACCAGCUGUGUGCAAUUAAUUACAGGAAACCAGCACGCUCUGGACCCUGUAGGGUUAGAGUUGAGUACUUCUGCAAUAGAGUUUAAUGACACCAAAAUGUUGUCUGUAUCGUGUACAGUUCACAGGUUAUCAUGUACAGGUCAUAGGGUCUUACAGGAGGGCAUGUAUAGGUCUAAAAAGGGCCUAAAAAUUUUAAUUUCAUCAUGAUUUUCCCCCCCAAAAUUGUUUGUGAUACAAAUGUUAAAAGCAUGUUAAACAUCCUUCCUCCCAAUUAAGUUCUGAUAAGAGAAUUGCUGGAACAAUGUGAGUGACUACAAAUAUUUUCCCUGGUGUGGAAUCACCCCAAUACAAUCGAGUGUGAAACUUAACAAACACCCUCCUCUACAUCUCGCUCCUCUCAUCCUACUCUUCUUCAUUGAUUUUUGGAUGAACAAAACAUCUUACCUGAAGUAGAUGUUACAGAUUGUGCCUUUUUUAAAGUGCUUCUUUCAAAGCUGCCUACUUGCAUAUCUGCAACCCAGAUUUGCUAGCUUGGCUUUUCUUUCUUCUUCUUUUCUUUUCUGUGCAUCUCUCUCUCUUUACCCCUGCCACUCUCUCCUCUAUUUACCGGAACGUUCCGCUCCUGGCCAUGGAACGUCCCUUUACCAACUGCCCUGCCAGAAGGAGACGCUGAGAAAAGCAACAGUUUCAUUCUGAGCUGGAUUCAAUGAGGGAGCCAGAGCCGGAGGAGCAACCUGAAGACGCCAUCAUGCCUCCCAAAUUCAAACGACACCUCAAUGAUGAAGAGGUCACGGGAUCCAUAUGCAGCGAGAGGAGGAACCUGCUGGAGGAAGACUCUGAUGAAGAGGAUGACUUCUUCCUGAGGGGACCAACUGGACCCAGAUUUGGAGCUGGAAGUGACAAAAUCAGACAAGUGCAGUCGCAGGUUGAUGAGGUCAUCGAUGUGAUGCAGGAGAACAUCUCCAAGGUGAUCGACAGGGGAGAGCGACUUGAGGACCUGCAAGACAAGUCAGAGAGCCUAUCAGACAACGCUUCAGCCUUUAGCACCAGAGCCAAGCAGCUGCACAGGAGGAUGUGGUGGAGAGAUAUGAAGAUGAAGGCCAUCAUAGCUCUGGUGGUGGUCGUUCUGCUACUUAUCAUCAUCAUUCCAGUGAUAUUGCGGUAUCGCUAGUGUCGCCAGGAGGAGGAAGAAUAUCUCCUCAUCUUCCUCCCAUUCUCCUGCACACAGUCCUCCACAUCAGCCAGGGGGCACCACCCAGCCUCCCAGACCCCUGCUGUGCCAGCCUGUGUGGCUCUGGGUAGAAGUUGCUCUUAACUACAGAUCUAGGAUCAGCUCACCCUCUUCCAAUGCUAACCUUUACCGUUAGGUCAGUUUUGUGUUUUCAAUCUUAAGGUCAGUGUCUACUAGAGACCACUUCAUCCUACUCUGUGAGUCCGGGCCAAGGGUGACAUAGGUAGCAUUACGUUGGCGUUACAUAAGGGUUGGGUUUGCACCUUAUUUAGGGAAAAGGUUGUCAUUUGACAUGCUGCCUGUGUCUCAGCCCCCUCAUCAAACUUAAGGAGAACUCUGUUCAAUACAUGAUACAUAUCAGCUAGUCCGGUGGUCACCAAACUUUUCUGAGUCAAGAUCUCUUUUACAGUCAAAAAGCAAGCCGAGAUCUACCAAUUAGAUUUUUUUUACAUUACUUAAAAAAUGUAACAUUAACUCAAUAGUUGUGUAGGAAUGAGGUUCUGGCAGCAGGUCUAAUACAUUAUCACAGCAUAUUGGCUAUAUGCCUGGACUGCCAAUAUUGUUCUUCUCAGACCAUAAUAUUUUUCACAACUUGAGCUUUGAUAACAAAAUAGAUCAGUUGAUGUAGCACUUGCAAGGCACAGCUAGGGCUGUGGCGGUCAUGACAUUUCGUCAGCUGUGAUUGUCAAGAAAAUAACUGUCGGCCUCAUGGUAAUUGAUCGUAAAUUAACAAACACAUUUAACAUCUCCUGACUUCCACACACAGCCUACAAGCCAUUUAAAAUGUCUAAUAAAUCCAUGUAAUAUAGCCUACACCUCCACAAUAAAUGCAUUAUUUAUUUUAGACAGAUCUAAAGAAGCAUGAAAUGAAGAAAUUGUAUUCUAUUUCAGAAUAAAAGAAUAGCAUACUCCUGAUGUGUCUGACAAAUAGCUGUUGGCUACACUAGUUCAUUUAGCAGACAAGAUUUGCUUAUAAUUCCGUGGUGUUAUAUUAUUUUAUAGUAUGAAGAAUUCAAUUUAACAAAACUGAAUAAAAUUAUACAUAUUUUCUCCAAAUGAUUUGAGGGAGUGCGCACAUGCGGCUGUUCUGUGUUGAGCGUUAACAAAGAAAUAGGUACUCCUAUAUGCUUAAUUUAGAGUUAUUAAUGUAACUUGUUCUACAAACAUUGGGCUGGCUUUAUGUUUAGAUUUUUAAUACAUGGUAAGGCCGCAUGAUGCAACUUUAAAUCUCUGCUUUGUUUUUUUGCGCAGGCUGAACACAGUCUCUCAUUCACAAUUUGACAAGCAAUUUGACAAUGCCUAGAAGUUCAUGGCGGCAUCCCCUUUGUGGCCGUAAUGCAUCCUAUAAAAACCCAUGCCUUUUUGCGGCCCGGAGUGCUGCAUUGUGCCCUUCUCCCUGAGUGUGCUGCGCAAUCCGAAACGUCUCUCUCACACGGCUCUGACACACCAGGGACGCAAUUGUGCGCGUCCUUAUCCAAUUACGAAGUGCAUAUUGAAGAUAUUGGAAGAACUGUCCACAUUUACUUUUCAUCAGCCAACAAGAUGAGUAAGUCUAACGAACAGCACUAGCAUAUGUCAAUGUACUAUCCCCCAUAGUACAAAAGCCAACCUAUUCUGUGCGAGAAAUGAAUAUUCCAAACAUAGUCUGGGACAGUUGUGGGAUACGAUAGAUCCCAAUUUAAUAUAACCAAUAGCAUCAAAAAAACUUUUUUAUGCAAUGUGGCUGACGCAACAGAUCAGAACAUAUAGCUUAAAAUGUUAAUAAACUAUUAGGCUAUUUGUUUCACAUUAUAACCGCAGCAAUGCGCACAUGGUAAUA
Molecule: messenger RNA, 3391 nt
Organism: Oncorhynchus mykiss (rainbow trout)
Lineage: Eukaryota; Metazoa; Chordata; Actinopteri; Salmoniformes; Salmonidae
Source: RefSeq, a predicted model, not a curated record